Molecule: messenger RNA, 1434 nt
Organism: Cornus florida
Lineage: Eukaryota; Viridiplantae; Streptophyta; Magnoliopsida; Cornales; Cornaceae
Product: 7-deoxyloganetic acid glucosyltransferase-like
Exons: 3
Coding region: 1-1434 (477 amino acids)
Molecular function (GO): UDP-glycosyltransferase activity
Source: RefSeq, a predicted model, not a curated record
AUGGAAGAAAAGACCCUCCAACCGCAUGUAAUCAUCAUCCCACUACCGCUUCAAGGCCCAGUCAACUGUAUGCUCAAGCUCGCCGAGCUUCUCAGCCUCGCCGGCAUCAAUGUCACCUUCCUCAACACCGACCAUGUCCACCGUCGUCUCCUACGGCACACCCACAUUCACUCCCGUUUCGCUCCAUUCCCAUCUUUCCGUUUCAAAACCGUUUCAGACGUGCUCCCGGAAGAUCACCCGCGCACCGGUAAUAGAUUCCUGGACAUGUUUGAUGCCUUUGUAGCCGUAACCAAUCCACUUCUCCGAGAUAUGCUAACUUCCAGUGGACCGAGUUCGGGCCCGGUAACGUGCGUUAUAGCAGAAGGUACCUUUGAUUUUGUACUUGAUACUGCAAAAGAGAAUGGAAUUCCUGUCAUUUAUUUUGAUACUCUCAGUCCUUGCUGCAUCUGGAUUUAUCUGUGUCUUCCCAAGCUCAUAGAAGCUGGCGAGUUUCCAUUCAAAGGAAAUAACUUGGACACUCCUAUAAAAAGUGUACCAGGCAUGGAAAGUUUUCUCCGGCGCCGUGAUCUUCCGGACUUCUGCCGUAGCGGUGACAUCUCAGGCACCCAAGUACAAAUUUGCUUAUCGGAGACCAAACAACUCCCAAGAGCCUAUGGAAUCAUACUCAACACCUUUCAAGAUUUAGAAGAAACCACGCUCUCUCACAUCCGCUCUCUCUGUCCAAACGUCUACUCCAUCGGACCUAUCCACAACCUCCACAAAGCCAAACUCGCAGAAGAAACAACGCCGUCGACCCUGGCUUCCUCCAACAGUUUCUUGGAAGAAGACAGGGACUGCAUGACGUGGCUCGACGCUCAACCGUUGAGAUCAGUGGUCUAUGUUAGCUUUGGGAUUCUUUCACUCACGACAAGGGACGACCUCAUGGAGUUUUGGCACGGUUUGGUGAACAGUGGGAAGAAAUUCUUGUGGGUCAUACGGACUAAUGCCGUCGCCGGAGAAGAUGGGGAUGGGCAGAUUCCGGCGGAGCUCUCCGAGGGAAAGAAGGAAUUGGGGUUCAUAACGAGGUGGGCCCCACAAGAGGAGGUGUUGGCCCACCCAGCGGUUGGCGGUUUUCUGACCCACAGUGGGUGGAACUCGACGCUGGAGAGUAUAGUCGCCGGAGUCCCGAUGAUUUGCUGGCCUUCUUACGUUGACCAACUAGUCAACAGUAGGUUUGUGAGCGAGGUGUGGAAGGUGGGUUUGGACAUGAAAGACACGUGUGAUCAGGUCGUGAUUGAGAAUAUGGUCAACGAUUUGAUGGAGGUGAGGAGAGAUGAGUUGUUGAGCUCGGCGGAUGAGAUGGCCAUGUUGGCCAAGAAAAGUGUUAGUGAAGGAGGGUCAUCGUUCAGGGAUUUGAACCGUUUGAUUCAGGAUAUCAAAUUUAUGAAUGUUUGA